CACUAGCUCACACACACACUUCUCACUAGCCAGCUAACACAAGGUCUAUAGCAAUGGCGACGGCGAGAAGCGUGCUGCUGGCCGUGCUGCUGUCCCUGGCGCUGCUGCCGGCGGCGCUGAGCCAGCAGACGGCGGCGCCCAUGGCCCCGGCCCCGUUCAAAGCGUCCACGCCGCUGAACAUAACGGCGGUGCUGGAGAAAGCCGGGCUGUACACAAAGUUCAUGCGGCUCAUGAAGUCCACCCAGCAGGACACGGCGCUCAACAGCCAGCUGAACGGCUCCAACGCCGGCUUCACGGUCUUCGCGCCCACCGACACCGCCUUCGACAGCCUGAAACCCGGCACCAUCGAAUCUCUGCCCCAGCAGAAGCAAGUCUCCCUGGUCCAAGCACACAUCAUCCCUUCCUUCUUCUCCAUGCAGUCCUUGGGUACCGCCAGCAACCCCGUGCGCACCCAGGCCUCCGGCGCCAACGGCGCCCCUUCCACGGUCAAUGUCACGACCGCCAGCAAUGGCCAGGUGAAAGUGUCCACGGGGCUCAUGAGCACCGUGGUGGGCGCGGCGUUGAGGGCUGUGAAGCCGUUGGCGGUGUAUUCGGUUGAUAAGGUGUUGUUGCAGAAUGAUCUGUUUUUGCCUGAGCCGUCGGCACCGGCGCCCGGGACGAAGGGGCCAGCGGGGGCGCUGGCUAGUGCGGCUGCUGGUGCUGUUGUUGGCGCCUCAGGGUGGAGCUUGUUGGCUGCUUGCGUCUUGUGAGAAGAAAAUGGAAGACAUCAGAGAGUAAGAGUAGCUAGCUGUUUGUUGUGUUAGAUUUAAUCUUGAGUUUGAGUUAAACUAGGUUUGUAGGCGUGCUAGGGCGAGUCAUGUCCGGAUUGUAAUCAGGUUAGUUUCCUUGUGAAGCUAACCUACGUGCUGUUAGUGUUCUUGUCAUCUUGUGUGUUUAGGAUCCUAGUCUGGUUAGCUGAGUCUGUAUCCGGAUAGGAUACUAGUCCAUGUGUGGUGAGGUGUUUGGUUCGCGCGCGUGUGUACACAUGCAGGCCAUAGCUUGUACCCAUGUCGUAAGAUUGAGAAGAGAAAUAAAGAAGCAAGGCACGACUUUUGGCCCUAAA
This is a messenger RNA of Brachypodium distachyon (stiff brome), 1102 nucleotides long. RefSeq names its product fasciclin-like arabinogalactan protein 9. Bases 54 to 749 code for a protein of 231 amino acids. Lineage: Eukaryota; Viridiplantae; Streptophyta; Magnoliopsida; Poales; Poaceae. The record is from RefSeq and is a predicted model, not a curated record. The transcript has a single exon.